Molecule: messenger RNA, 2829 nt
Organism: Pogona vitticeps (central bearded dragon)
Lineage: Eukaryota; Metazoa; Chordata; Lepidosauria; Squamata; Agamidae
Gene: H6PD
Product: hexose-6-phosphate dehydrogenase/glucose 1-dehydrogenase
Biological process (GO): pentose-phosphate shunt, oxidative branch; glucose metabolic process; pentose-phosphate shunt
Cellular component (GO): endoplasmic reticulum
Molecular function (GO): NADP binding; glucose-6-phosphate dehydrogenase activity; 6-phosphogluconolactonase activity
Source: RefSeq, a predicted model, not a curated record
GACGGGGUGGCUUCUGAGCCGCUCUCACACUCAGCUUGGCCUACCUGGUGAGGUUGUUGUGAAAUCGGAGGAAGGGCCGUGCAAGCCGCCGGCACCUCGCCGCGGAGGGAGAAGCGUCCUUUGUUUCCAAGAUGCUUUUAAGAGCGACGGUUUGUGUUGCGUUCUUCUUCCAAGUGGCCCCCAUCCUGGCCCGGGAGGCCCGCGGCCACGUUUCCGUGGUCCUCCUGGGGGCCACAGGCGAUCUGGCUAAGAAGUACCUCUGGCAAGGUCUGUUCCAGCUUUACCUGGACGAAGUGAGCCACGGGCACACCUUCACCUUUCACGGAGGGGCCCAGUCGGAGCCUGAGCAAGGCCGGAAACUCAUGUACGAACGGCUCAAGGACCUCGCCUGCCCGCCGGACGUCGCGCCGGACCGCUGCGCGGUGGUCAAAGACCAGUUCCUCCGGCUGACGGAAUAUCACCGGCUGAAAACGGAGCAGGACUACGCCGCCCUCGACCGAGAGAUUCGAACCGUCCUCGCUCAAGAGGGACUGGAGGAGGCGGGUCGGAUAUUCUACCUCUCGGUCCCCCCGUUUGCCUACGUUGACAUCGCCCGGCACAUCAACAGCAGCUGUCGGCCGCCAGCCGGGGCUUGGCUGCGGGUCGUCCUGGAGAAACCCUUUGGCCACGAUCUCAAGUCCGGCCAGGAUUUAGCCGACGAGCUGAAGGCCGUCUUUCAGGAGGAAGAGAUCUACCGAGUGGAUCAUUAUCUCGGCAAGCAGGCGGUGGCCCACAUCCUGCCGUUCCGGGACCAGAACCGGCAACAUUUGAAACCGAUCUGGAACAGACAUCACGUGGAAAGGGUGGAGAUUGUCUUGAAGGAGACGGUGGAUGUGAAAAAUCGCACCAGCUUCUAUGAAGAGUACGGGGUGAUCCGGGACGUCCUCCAGAACCACCUCACCGAAGUGUUGAUGUUACUGGCUAUGGAGCUUCCCGAAAACAUCAGCAACACCGAAGACAUUCUAAGAAGCAAGCUUCAAACCUUUGCCUCGCUCCGGAGCCUGGAGAAAAGCAGCGCUGUGAUUGGCCAGUACGAAGCGUAUAACAGCCACGUGAGGGAGGAGCUUCAGAAGGGGCCGGACUAUUUCAGCAGCACGCCGACCUUUGCAGGUGUGCUGGUUCAGCUGGACAGCCUCCGUUGGGAAGGCGUUCCCUUCAUCCUCACCUCCGGCAAAGUCCUGGAUGAACGGGUGGGCUACGUCCGCGUCCUGUUCAAGAACAGGGCCUAUUGUGUCCAGCGGGAGACCGCGCAGGACCCCGAGCUCAGCCAGUGCAAACCCAAGCAGCUGGUCUUCCACAUCGGGCAGGGCGAGCUGAACUCCCCGGCCGUCCUGGUCAGCCGCAACCUCUUCAAGCCGGCCAUGCCGAGAGGGAGCUGGAAGGAAGUCCACGACCGCCCUGACCUGCGCCUCUUCGGACAACCGCUGUCCGAUUACUACGUCUACGUUCCGGCAGUGGAGAGGGACGCUUAUUCUACCCUGAUCUCCCGGAUCUACCAUGGCCAGAAGGACGUCUUCAUCACCACCGAUAACCUGCUGGCCUCCUGGGGUUUUUGGACUCCUCUGUUGGCCAGUUGGGCUAGCGAAUCUCCCCGCUUGUACCCCGGGGGCCGGGAGAACGGAGCCCUCUUGGAUUUCGAGGUGGUGGGCGGGGAAGUCCGGUUUGUGACGAAGGAGGCGGUAGAGGUGAUGACGACGGCCAGGGGCGAGCAGGCGCCCGGAGAAUACAAGACCAUCCAGUCCAGGUUUCGGCAAAGCCAGCUGGUGACCGCCUGGUCGGAGGAGCUGAUCGGCCGGCUGGCGUCGGACAUAGAAGCGGCGGCCGCCGGGGCCAUCCGGCGGUCUGGGGCGUUCCACUGGGCGCUGUCCGGCGGCUCGAGCCCCCUAGCGCUCUUCAAGCAGCUGGCUUGGCAUCAUUACAGCUUCCCGUGGAAGCAGACCCACGUGUGGCUGGUGGACGAACGCUGCGUACCCCUCGCCGACCCGGAGUCCAAUUUCGGCAACCUGCACGAGCACCUUCUGCGCCAUGUCCGGGUCCCCUACUUCAACGUCCACCCCAUGCCCGUCCACCUCCACCAGCGCCUCUGCGUGGAGGAGGACCGGGGGCCGGAGCUCUACGCCCGUGAGAUCGCCGCCCUGGUGGCCAACUCCAGCCUGGACCUGGUGCUGCUCGGGGUGGGCCCGGACGGGCACACGGCCUCGCUCUUCCCCCACGCGGCCGUCGGCCUGGAAGGCGGGGAACCAGACGUGGUGUUCACGGAAAGCCCCAUCAAACCUCACCAGCGCAUGACCUUCUCCCUGGACCUCAUCAACAAAGCCAAACGGGUCGCGGUGCUCGUCUUAGGGAGAGGCAAGCACGACAUCGUGACGGUGGUCAGCCGGGCAGGCCACGAGCCUCAGAAAUGGCCCAUUUCGGGCGUGAAACCCAGUUCCGGCCAGCUGGCUUGGUACGUGGACUAUGAAGCUUUGCUGGGAUGAAAGCCGCCACCGCCUCCUCCUCCUCCUCCUCUUCCUGGUUCACCCACCUUUCUAGUCCUUGUUCCCGGCACUAACCGUGGUCUGUUUUGUGGUCUGGAAACCUAAGAAGCUGUUAAUGAUAAUAAUUGAAGGUGACUGGUCUCCCUCCAGCUCAGGACCUUGACAGGCUUUAGACAUGCCCCCAAAAUCUCUUUCUACCCUGGUUCCGGUUUUGGGGAGUCAGUGGCCAAAAACAUCAAAUACAGUAGGACCUCCACUAUCCACCGAAUCAGUAUCCACUGAUUCAUUUAUCUGCUGCCUGAAAAUGAACAGA